Messenger RNA from Closterium sp. Naga37s-1, 768 nucleotides. The record is from the annotation of a GenBank genome assembly. NCBI's taxonomy places the organism in Eukaryota, Viridiplantae, Streptophyta, Zygnematophyceae, Desmidiales, Closteriaceae.
AUGCAUGACGGAAAUCCAGGACCGGGCAUGGUAUACGACUGCACCGGGGGAGAAUGGCAAGAGCCGACGGCGCUGGAGAGGGACCUAGCCAUGGGAUUUAUGGAGGAUGCAACGGCUCAUCCGGAGGUGUCGGAGGCAGAAAAGAGAAGGGCCUUGGGAAGGGCGAUGGAUCUAAACGUCAUGCAUUCGUUGGUAGCUACAAUAUGGAUGUAUCACUCACAGCUGCGGUGGGAGCGAAAGCGUGAUAAAGCAGCAGCCGUCCAACCGCCGAUAGAAAGAUCAGCGGCGAAGGAGGCACUGGCGCGGGCCAUGCUAGGAGAAAUGCAGGACAACGAGGAAGUGCAGCAGGAGCGAGGGCAUCCGCUGGAGAGGAGAUGGGUCUACCCCUGGGAGGAGGAGGACGAGAGACCGGCGUUGUAUACGGAGCCAACUGAGAUCUGGCUCUCAGGAGAGCGGGAGGAGGCGGCGGUGGACAAGAAGCGCGAAGAUUUCAAUUGGCUGGAGGAGGCCAUUGAAAGGCAGAGAAGCAGGGAGAGCUAUGAGCGGGAGUUCGGGACCCGAGAAUUCGCCCUGAUGGUGGCAACAAAGGAGGAGGAUGAGACCCGGGCGGAAGGGCAACUCGCGGAAGAAGACAAGAGCAGGAGUGAGGCGCCACAGGAACCGACGCCGGCGGGGAGCUCACACUGCGCGGAGGAUGGAGAGAGCCAGCCACGGCAGAAGGCGGAGGAAAAGGAGUGGGAGAUAGGCGGGGGAAGUGGGAAGAUGUAA